Plectropomus leopardus (leopard coralgrouper) is the source of this 855-nucleotide messenger RNA. It is a transcript of the gene nip7, whose product is annotated as NIP7 nucleolar pre-rRNA processing protein. Gene Ontology annotation, cellular component: nucleus. NCBI's taxonomy places the organism in Eukaryota, Metazoa, Chordata, Actinopteri, Perciformes, Serranidae. Gene Ontology annotation, molecular function: RNA binding. The record is from RefSeq and is a predicted model, not a curated record. Gene Ontology annotation, biological process: ribosome assembly.
UUCCGUAUUGACCCACGUUUUUGCCUUUCUAACCGUAGAUAGACUGUAGAGUUUUUUGAUUAAAGUCGGUUUGAAAUCUCAUCAUGAGGCCACUAACGGACGAAGAGACAAAAACGAUGUUUGAGAAGCUGUCGAAAUACAUCGGUGAAAACAUUAAACUUCUGGUGGACCGACCUGACGGCACCUACUGUUUUAGGCUACACAAUGACCGCGUGUACUACAUGAGCGAGAAAAUUCUCAAGUUGGCCACAAACAUUUCCAGGGACAAGCUCGUGUCCGUGGGGACAUGUUUUGGAAAGUUCACAAAGACUACUAAAUUCCGCCUGCACAUCACAGCUCUGGAGUUCCUGGCGCCUUAUGCAAAGUUCAAGGUGUGGGUGAAACCUGGAGCGGAGCAAUCUUUCCUGUAUGGGAACCAUGUGCUAAAAUCUGGGCUUGGGCGAAUCACUGAGAACACCAUGCAGUACCAGGGAGUUGUAGUCUACUCCAUGGCGGAUGUACCUCUGGGGUUUGGAGUGGCAGCAAAGACUACCCAGGAGUGUCGGCGAGUAGACCCCAUGUCUAUCGUAGUGUUCCACCAGGCGGACGUCGGAGAGUUCAUCAGGAAUGAAGACACGUUAACAUAAAGACGCUCAACAGCUGGACUGUGAAAUUCCCUUUUUCUUAACCCUUUUCAUACCCAGACACAUCCAUUAAAAUUUACACACAGAACAGUUGUUUUCUUCAAACAGAAGUGGUUGGCUCUAAGGGCUUGAUUCAGUGGCACCUACAUAGAGUGCCGCAGGGAUAAUGUUUUUCUGUAGGUCAACCCAGAAGCUAACAUCGCCCUGGUUCCCUUGUCAAAAAGUUUCUUGG